This is a messenger RNA of Pseudopipra pipra, 1667 nucleotides long. RefSeq names its product 5'-nucleotidase domain containing 1 (gene NT5DC1). The transcript is spliced from 12 exons. The record is from RefSeq and is a predicted model, not a curated record. Lineage: Eukaryota; Metazoa; Chordata; Aves; Passeriformes; Pipridae. Gene Ontology annotation, molecular function: 5'-nucleotidase activity. The coding region runs from base 178 to 1542 and encodes 454 amino acids.
AGGUGAGGGCGGCCCCGCCGGGGCGGGGCGAGGUUGUUCUGCGGACACCGCUCCGCUCAACCCCGCACCGCCCGCGCCGCAGGAAGCGCCGCCUGAGCUCCUUCCUCCUCUUUCUCCUCCUUCUCCUCCUUCUUCUCCUCCGCCCGCCUGCGGCGGCGCGGCGGCGGCGGCUCGGCGAUGCAGCAGCACUUUUCCCUGGCUGACUGCGACGUGGUGGGCUUCGACCUGGACCACACGCUCUGCCGGUACCACCUCCCGCAGAGCGCACGGCUAAUAUAUGAUAGUUUUGCCAAGUAUCUGGUAACGGAGAAGGGUUAUGACGAAGACUUGCUGAUUCUAGCUCCAGACAGCUUAGACUUCUGUUGCAAAGGCUUGGUGUUGGACAUUGAAGAAGGAAACUUCGUGAAACUUGCAGAAGAUGGAACAGUUUUAAGGGCAAGCCAUGGUACAAAGAGCAUGACAUUCGAAGAGAUCCUGGAAAUAUAUGGAAGGAGGGAGUGGAAGCAUUUUAAUACAGUCAGUGGAAUGGUUUCACGCACAGCCAAGUAUUAUUUGUAUGAUAAUUAUUUUGACCUGCCAGGAGCUCUCUUGUGUGCAAGGGUUGUGGACAGCUUAGAUCAGCAUGAUGGUCAGAAAAAAUAUGACUUCUGGAAGGACAUGGUGGCAGCUAUCCAACACAAUUAUAAAAUAUCAGCUUUUAAAGAAGACUGUGGGACAUAUUUCCCAGAAGUGAAAAAUCAUCCAGACAAAUAUUUACAGAGAUGUCCAGAGUCUGUAAAAAAGUGGCUGAAACAACUGAAAAAUGCUGGGAAGAUUCUGCUAUUAAUUACAAGUUCUCACAGUGACUAUUGCAGGCUCCUGUGUGAACAUGUUCUUGGGAAUGAUUUCGAAGAGUAUUUUGACAUUUUAAUCACGAAUGCUUUGAAACCUGGUUUCUUCUCCCAUACACCAAACCAAAGACCUUUCCGAACUCUUGAGAAUGACGAGGAGCAGGAGGCUCUGCUGUCACUGGACAAGCCCGGCUGGUAUUCCCAAGGUAAUUCUAUCCAGCUCUUUGAUCUGCUGAAGAAGAUGACUGGCAAGCUGGAUCCCAAGGUUGUUUAUUUUGGUGACAGCAUGCACUCAGAUAUUUUCCCAGCUCGUCACUAUAGCAACUGGGAAACUGUCUUCAUCUUAGAGGAGCUUCUAGGGGACAAAGUUACAGUGCCUGCAAAGGCUGAAUCUGAGCCCUUGGAGAAGAAAGGAAAAUAUGAGGGAGAUCAGCUCAAAGCUCCUUACUUCGUAUCUAAACAGUGGGGCUCUUUCUUCAUGGACAGAGUACCAGGCCUGGAAAAUGCAGAGGAAACCUUAGUUCACACAUGGUCCUGUAAAUGUAUUAGCACUUACAGCACUAUUGCAAUCCCUAGUCUUGAAGCAAUAGCAGAUUUACCGCUGGAUUAUAGAUUUACACGAUUUUCCUCAAAUAGCUCUGCAACUGCCGGGUACUAUCCAAGCCCUCCAAGAGCACUGCUGCCAAAUGAGGAGUCAGUGACUAUGAAAUAGGUUGUUGGCUUUUUCCUUAAAUAACCCUGUGGCCCUUACUUAAACUGCUAUCAAAUGCUAAUUGGUGAAAAUGCUGUGUGAUGCUUCAUAAAAUAGAGUGAUGGAUUAAAGCAGAUUCCUGUGUA